Molecule: messenger RNA, 1282 nt
Organism: Wyeomyia smithii (pitcher-plant mosquito)
Lineage: Eukaryota; Metazoa; Arthropoda; Insecta; Diptera; Culicidae
Exons: 4
Coding region: 272-922 (216 amino acids)
Biological process (GO): removal of superoxide radicals
Molecular function (GO): superoxide dismutase activity; copper ion binding
Source: RefSeq, a predicted model, not a curated record
CCUCGCAUUUCAAUCUAGCUUGUUGCAGUGGCGCACCUCUACAAUAGUUUAUAGCAGCCUGGGCUGAGAGAUCACGAGAUUCAUGAGAUAGGAUUUAAAUUGAAUAUGUUCUCGACCGCUACUCGGACGGCAGUUAAAAUCAUUCGUGCUCCAGACUUCGUGGUGUUCAGUUGUGUACUUCAAUUUUAUCUGUAUAGUAUAGUAGCGUUUUAUUAGAACUCACUCUAUCUCUCUCUUUCCUCUUAUAUGAGAUUGUGUUCAACAAGUGACUAUGAAGGUGCUAAUUGCUUUGGCGUUAUUGGGAUAUACAUCGCUGAUUAAAGCGGACCAGGCAAAGAAAGCAUUCGCUUUCCUACAAGGUACUUCCGGUGUAACAGGUAAUGUUACACUCUCUCAACCAUCCUGCACCGAACCUGUGUUCAUAGAGGUUAACGUCGUUGGACUUACACCCGGCAAGCAUGGCUUUCACGUUCACGAGAAGGGUGAUCUGAGCGACGGUUGUGCGAGCACUGGUGGCCACUACAAUCCUGAUAAAGUUACACAUGGUGCCCCCAAUGAUCAAGUACGUCACGUUGGUGACCUUGGCAAUAUUUUAACCGACGAGAAUGGAAUUGCAAAAACAUCCUUUUCCGACACUGUAGUUUCUCUAUAUGGCAGCCGAAGCAUUAUUGGACGGGCUAUCGUGGUACACUCAGGUGUCGAUGACUUCGGCAAAACGAAUCAUCCCGACUCUCUGAAAACAGGAAAUGCCGGUGGAAGAGUUGUCUGCGGAGUAAUUGGAAUCCUAUACCCGUUUGAAGAACCAGACGAACCCUGCAGUAAUCGCCAAUCGGCGUUGUUCGAUCGUACUCGUAUUGCUGUGUCUUUACUAAUUGGCAUCAUCACCGUGAAAGUACUCGGGAAUUAUUGUUCUGUACAAUAACGGGGCAAUCAAUUUUUCGGCUGUCAUUGUGCCCUCUACCUGUGGCACUAUCGACGGCAAACACCGGUAGUUCAUUGAACUGUGUGGUUUCUUAAAAUUCAUUAGCGUUCAGGAUAUUUCUACAUAGAUAUAGACUUAUAUACAUCGUCAAAAUAAGUAUACACCCUUGGAAGAAAAAUAGAGCGUUUUUUCGCGUGACAAAACUUGUUCAGAUUUGAUAUUCUUUAUUUAUUUGUAUAUUGGGGAGACAAAGAACACUUGAUGCUUGCUUAUGUAUUAUAUUUACUCUAAUAUACUAUAGCUUAUUUAUGAAAUAAGUAUGUUAAACAAUAAUGAAUUGUAUAUGAAGUGCUUAAGUAA